UUUCUAGAAAACUCAGAGAGGAAAUAGCGCCCCCUGGUGAAUAAACAAAACCUGACAUAACAAGUCGUGCGUGUGGGCGGCAGCGGAAGUGUCUGGACAAUAUAUAACAUUUGAGAAGACGGUGCAUCAGUGUGAGUUUUGUUCAAGUGAAAGGAAGAUGAAGAUUGCAGUGCUUGGAGCUACAGGACAGACGGGGCAGAAUCUGGUAAACCAGGCUCUCCAGCAGGGACACAGUAUCACAGCCGUCGUGAGGAAUCCUUCCAAACUGACAAUAAACCAUGAGAACCUUAAGGUGGUCGAGGCAAAUAUUUUCUCUAAAGACAGUCUGAAGCCACACUUUGAGGGACAGGAUGCUGUUAUGUCAUGUCUUGGGUUCCCGCCAUCUUUUUUCUAUGGCGUAACCGGCUACACUGAGUCAAUGACGGCAACCCUCGAUGCAAUGCGAGAAGUCAAAGUGAAUCGAAUCGUUACUAUGACAUCAUGGUACACGGACCCUAAUUCAGGGACCAACUCUUCUUUCUUCAUUCGCUUCAUGCUGCUGCCGAUAAUUCGUAGUGUUUUGAACAACAUGUAUGAGAUGGAGAAGCUUUUGGAGAAGACUGAGGACAUUCAAUGGACUGUUGUCAGGCCACCUGGGCUGCAGAAUACUCCAGUUACAGACAAAGAUUUCCAGGCCCAUGAAGGUUACUAUGUUCCUGAUGAGAACGGUUUCCCUGUCGGUCAGUCUGUGUCCAGAUCAGAUGUUGCUCGCUUCAUGCUGUCUCUGCUCAGCAACAACACCUGGAUAAAGAAGGCAGUUGCUAUCAUCACUAAGUGAAGUGGAAGCAAGUUUUAACUGACAUAGGCAGCGGAAUUGAAACACUUUUAAAGAGCUUUAUAUUUACAUUUAUUUAAGUAUUUACAUAUUUUUUACGCGCUGUUAUCCUGAUGAGAUUUUUUUUCUUAUUCUCUAUAGUUAUAAAUGUGCAGCUGUCCGAGUUUGUGAAAUCUUGUAUGCUGAAUUGAAUUGGGUUCUGGUUCAAUCAUUUAUUUCCAAAAUUUGGUUAGGGCAGGCUGGAGGAUAGUUGGAUUUGUAUGUAAGAAUAUGGAGAUGAUGCAUGAUGCAUCCUUUUACUUCUGAAGCUUAAGAAUGUCCUUUACAAUAAAACCAAAUCAAAGCAUUUUUUUUAUCAUACUCUGUUAUAAAUAAAUAAAAUAAAUAAAGGUUUUAAUCACGA
Messenger RNA from Hemibagrus wyckioides, 1217 nucleotides. Its product is annotated as flavin reductase (NADPH)-like. NCBI's taxonomy places the organism in Eukaryota, Metazoa, Chordata, Actinopteri, Siluriformes, Bagridae. The coding region runs from base 158 to 817 and encodes 219 amino acids. The record is from RefSeq and is a predicted model, not a curated record. The transcript is spliced from 5 exons.